Pseudophryne corroboree (corroboree frog) is the source of this 1503-nucleotide messenger RNA. RefSeq names its product cytochrome P450 2C31-like. The record is from RefSeq and is a predicted model, not a curated record. Gene Ontology annotation, biological process: epoxygenase P450 pathway; xenobiotic metabolic process. Gene Ontology annotation, cellular component: cytoplasm; intracellular membrane-bounded organelle. NCBI's taxonomy places the organism in Eukaryota, Metazoa, Chordata, Amphibia, Anura, Myobatrachidae. The coding region runs from base 1 to 1503 and encodes 500 amino acids. Gene Ontology annotation, molecular function: heme binding; iron ion binding; arachidonate epoxygenase activity. The transcript is spliced from 9 exons.
AUGGCAUCUGGCAGUGGAUCUGCCAAGGCAAUUGGCAUAGAUCUGCCAAUGGCCAUAGCAUCCAGGAGCUGGCCGAGACAUGCUGACCUAGAAGGAGAUGAUGUCCAUGCAAAUGUCUACUCUAACUCAAAGAAGUAUUUUGGUUGGGAUAAUCAAUGCAAAAUUGACCUAACAAAAUUCACAACUUCAUUUCAGUUGAGAGAGAAAUACGGUGAGGUGUUUACCAUUUACCUGGGGACCCGUCCGGUCAUUGUGGUCAAUGGAUACCGAUCUGUUAAAGAAAUCUUUGUAGACAGAGGUGAUGAUUUUUUAGGUCGAGGAGACAUGCCUUGCUUCAAUUAUUACAACAAGGAGUAUGGACUUGGUUUCGAGAGUAAGAUGGAGAAGUGGAGGGAACUUCGUAAUUUUUCAGUGUCUGCAAUGCGGGACUUUGGCAUGGGAAAGAAGACCAUGGAGGAACAUGUUCAGGAGGAGGCUCAGUGUCUGGUGACAGAAUUUAGGAAUACAAAAGAGUCAUCUUUUGACCCUCGCCAGUGCCUCAAUAAAGCCCAGUGCAACAUUAUUUUCACAAUCAUGUUUGGAAACCGCCAUGAUUAUGAAGAUGAAGAGCUCCAUGAUGUGUUGUUCUGGAUUUAUGAAACCUUUGUAAUUGCCAGCUCUUUCUGGGGGCAGCUGUUUGACAUGUUCCCCCAAAUCAUGCGUUUCAUUCCCGGGCGACACCAGAAGAUUUUCAUUUACUUGAGAAAGCUUUUGCGCUAUGUGAUAAAGAGGGUUAAGAUGAACAAGAAGACGUUGGACCCCAAUAAUCCGAGGGAUUUUGUUGAUGCUUUCCUCAUUAAAAUGGAGAAGGAAAAGAUAAAUCCCAAAAGUGAAUACACCCUCUCCAAUUUAGUGAACAGCACUUUACAGAUCUUCUUUGGCGGGGUGGAGACUAUGAGCACAACUCUGACUUACUCUCUCCUUAUUCUUUUGAAAUACCCUGAUAUCCUUGCCAAAGUCCAUGAGGAGAUUGACCAGGUCAUUGGUCAAGACCGGAGCCCAAAGAUUGAAGACAGAAACCAUAUGCCCUUCACAGAAGCUGUGAUCCAUGAAAUACAGCGAUUUAUAGACCUGCUCCCAAUGUCUGUGCCAAGGAAAGCCACAAGAGACAUCAAGUAUAGAGGGUACUCUAUACCCAAGCACACCAAUGUGUUUCCGAUGUUGACCUCGGUACUGAAAGACCCCACCUGUUUCCCAUACCCAAAUGAGUUCAAUCCAAAGAAUUUCCUUGAUGAAAAUGGUGAAUUUAAAAAGAAUGAUGCCUUUAUUCCUCUGGCAUUAGGGAAAAGGAUGUGCUUGGGAAAGGCUCUGGUUCAUGUGGAGCUUUUUAUUUUCUUAAUCACUAUUCUGCAAAAUUUUAACCUGAAGUCUCCCAUUGCACUGGAGGAAUUGGACAUCAUACCUAGUAUAUCUGGAUUGGGGAAAUUUCCAAAACCUUACAGGAUCUCUUUCAUCCCUCGUUAA